Rhipicephalus sanguineus (brown dog tick) is the source of this 1369-nucleotide messenger RNA. Its product is annotated as TNF receptor-associated factor 6-like. Gene Ontology annotation, molecular function: ubiquitin protein ligase binding; tumor necrosis factor receptor binding. Gene Ontology annotation, biological process: tumor necrosis factor-mediated signaling pathway; protein K63-linked ubiquitination; regulation of canonical NF-kappaB signal transduction. The coding region runs from base 17 to 1294 and encodes 425 amino acids. The transcript has 2 exons. Gene Ontology annotation, cellular component: plasma membrane signaling receptor complex; cytoplasmic side of plasma membrane. NCBI's taxonomy places the organism in Eukaryota, Metazoa, Arthropoda, Arachnida, Ixodida, Ixodidae. The record is from RefSeq and is a predicted model, not a curated record.
ACGACGGCUGCUUCGAAUGAUGGCGCUUGCGAACCAACAAUACACGGUGGUAGGCUUCACGGAAGAAUUAGACUGGAAUCCUCUUCAGUUUAUGAAGCCCCUUCCUAGAAAUAAGCUGUGCAGUGUAUGCGGACUCGUACGCAAGACAACCGCGAAUCUCCCUUGCGGCCAUGUAGCAUGUUGUGUCUGCCUCGAACAGUGCAAAACGACCGACGGGUACGCCUGUCCGAUUGACGGUGAAAUCUGCCUGGAAGAGCACGUUGACUGGAGAGACCUCCCUGCUGAAAACCUGCUGAAAAGAGAGGUUAAAUGCUGGAACCAACGACUCGGUUGCCCACUUAUGAUGGCUGCCUCAGACGUUCACAAGCACUUUCACCGAGAAUGCGAAUACCACUGUACAUUCUGCCCAAGGUGUUCGGCGACGGUUUUAUGCCGUGACAUGGGCGAGCAUCUGAGAGCUUCAUGCCACGCCCAUGCAGCAACUCAAGCGACGGAGUGCGAGGAGAAGUUGAGCGACGCCGUGGAGAAAGGAAUAGCGACCGUUGUCAGGACAGCAGUGCAGGAACAGGCGGGUGAAAUGAAGGCGCUUCUGGAGCGAGUAGUCAGAGACAACGGUGCUGUUAUUGACAGCCUAAUUGAGGUCUGCCAAAGUAUGAACUCCCUAAAGGAAUCAGUGAGCCAAGAUGUUGCGCCUGUCGGACAAAUUGAGGGAACGAUACAUCGUGUGUUGAGUGGAAUCAACGCGAUACAAAGAGCGCUUAGCAGUGAAAUGGCUGACAUGAAAAAUCAAUAUUCAUACGCAAGAACAAGCACGAAGAGGUUGCUAGAGAUGCAGCAGAAAGCACUAGCAUACGCUGAAAGAAGCGGAACGCGUUGCGACUUUUUCGUUCCCGGAAUAGGGUCACUUGAAGCCAAGGCGGCGAAAGACGGCCAGAGCGAAUAUGUCCAUGGGCAGGUCUACCUUCGCGGUUACAACAUGUCACCGGGGGUUAUUCUGAAGAAAAAUGGCAAAUGUAUUAAACUUAACAUUAGGCUUGAGCUGCACGUAGGUGACCACGACGAUAGAAUUCCAUGGCCGUUCGAGCAUAAAAUUAGGUUUACUAUUCUGCACCCUGUCAAGAACGAAGACAAAGUGAUUGCACAAAAGACAAACCGCUCUCUCCCAGCCUAUCAGAAAGAAAAUCUAUCAAGCACCUGUUUUUCUUGCUUUCAUAAUUGUUUUGAUCUAGGAGACCUGAAGAGAGAUGGCUAUGUGUGCAACGACACUCUGCGUGUGACAUUGGAGCUCCUUUAAUUGUCGCUGUAAACAAUCACAGGUUUUGGUGCUGACAUUAUGCGCAGCAUUCAAAUGGUGACCAUGUACGCACCG